This is a messenger RNA of Contarinia nasturtii (swede midge), 666 nucleotides long. Its product is annotated as BTB/POZ domain-containing protein 2-like. The annotation marks the transcript as partial. The transcript has a single exon. The record is from RefSeq and is a predicted model, not a curated record. Lineage: Eukaryota; Metazoa; Arthropoda; Insecta; Diptera; Cecidomyiidae. Gene Ontology annotation, molecular function: protein binding.
AUGAGUGCCAAAUCGUUCAAUGGAAACAACAAUUUACUACUGAAAAUUGGUGAGAAGCUGUACCUAAACUCGAUGACAGCCGAUGUUAAUUUGGUGGUUACUAUCGGUGACGAUCAUUCCGUAUAUGUUCCAGCCCAUAAAAUCAUUCUGUCUGCUGCUAGCCCUGUAUUUGAGCUCAUGUUUAAUGGCCCAAUGAAAAACGAACUCGACGUUCAAAUGGCUGACACAUCUCUCGACGCAUUGACAGAGUUUUUGCAGUUCUUUUAUGGCAGCAAUGUUAUAUUAACACUUGAAAACAUCUUCACGGUGACGAAUUUGUGUAACCGAUAUCAAGUGGCUGACGGGUUGGCUCUUUGCGAAAAAGCGUUACAAAAGAUGCUAACUAUCAAUAAUAUGUCGAAAGGGUAUGAAUUGGCGCUUCGGCUGGAAUUGGGAAAAGUCGUAAAAUUCUGCGGACAAAAGAUCAAACAGAAUCCAGAAGGAGUGAUGAAAUCCACCGAGUUUUUGGAAUGCACCCAGGAGACAUUGGGCGAAAUACUGAAAUUGGUGUUGCCGAAGUGCAGCUCAUCGGUGGUUGUCAAUGCCUGUAUGGCUUGGGCCAAAACGAAAUGUGAGCGAAAGAACGUGGAAGCGACGGCAACAAAUAUGAAGGAUGAAUUUGGAUCG